Messenger RNA from Camarhynchus parvulus, 1803 nucleotides. RefSeq names its product gap junction protein epsilon 1 (gene GJE1). Gene Ontology annotation, cellular component: connexin complex. Gene Ontology annotation, biological process: cell communication. Bases 88 to 705 code for a protein of 205 amino acids. The transcript is spliced from 3 exons. The record is from RefSeq and is a predicted model, not a curated record. Lineage: Eukaryota; Metazoa; Chordata; Aves; Passeriformes; Thraupidae.
CCAGGGCCGGGGCCAGGGCCGGGGUCGGGGCCAGGGCAGGCUCCGGCUCCGGCCGUCACCGCCCCUCACAGGGCACCUUCCCCAGCCAUGUCCCCCAACUACAUCCGGAGCUUCUCGGAGGGAUGUCUCCGGCCGCCAACAGUAAUUGGACAAUUCCACACUCUUUUUUUUGGCUCAAUUCGAAUGUUUUUCCUUGGUGUUUUGGGCUUUGCUGUUUACGGAAAUGAGGCCUUGCAUUUCAGCUGUGACCCAGACAAGAGAGAGGUUAAUCUUUUCUGUUACAACCAGUUCAGACCUAUAACUCCUCAGGUAUUCUGGGCAUUACAGCUGGUGAUUGUACUGGUACCUGGAGCUUUUUUUCACCUUUAUGCUGCUUGUAAGAGCAUCAAACAGGAAGAUAUUCUCCAAAAGUCAUCCUACACUGGUUUUUAUAUCUUCUCUGUUUUCUUAAGGAUCGUCCUUGAAGUUGUGGCUUUUUGGCUUCAGAUUCAGCUCUUUGGUUUCAAAGUGAACGCAGUCUACAUGUGUGAUGUGGGAGCACUUGAUAAAAAGUUUAACAUUACCCGAUGCAUGGUGCCAGAGCACUUUGAAAAGACAAUCUUUCUUAUUGCAAUGUACACAUUUACUGUGAUUACAGUGAUCUUGUGUGUUGCUGAAAUUUUUGAGAUCUCAUGUAGAAGGCUAGGUAUCUUAAAAACUCAGUGAUGUCAACUCACACUCAUUGACUGCUCUGUCCACCUGCAGUUUUGUAACAAUGGUUUCAAACCACAGCAGAAAAACAUCUCCUGUCCUCUAUGCAGUGCUGCAGAAGAGAACCACACUCACGAUUACUGAGGCAGAAUAGUCACUUGACAUAAACUUCUCAUCUAAACCUUGCACACUAUGAGAAUAAUCUUUGUUUCCAUGUGAAGGUCAAAGGCACUAAGAUCUCCAAGAGCAAUAUACUUUCAUGACCCGCCACCUAUGAUAGUUCUGCCUCCAGAGGAGUGUCUGCGUGUGAGGAGAUGGUUAUUUAUAAACGCACUUCUAUUCACAGCUUUUCUGAACACAUGCUAUCUGAGUUAAUAAGGCCAUUGCCUUCUAGGAAAAAUUAUUGCAAAAUUUUUACAUGUCCUUAUGGCUUGAGAAUUGAACAAUAAUAGUGGAUACUCUCUGGGUACCAGAAAGCAUUCAAGCAUCUUCCCAAGAAGUGCCACUGAGAUGCAACCUGCAACUCAGCCCCCAGGGGCGGAGACUCCUGGAUAGGCUGUGGUGACAACAUACCCAUGGAUACCAGCUUACUUUGCAGAGGUUCAGCUACUGUCACCUGCUGGCGCAGAAUCUCCUUUUAAAAGUGAAAGAGUAGCAUGGUAUUCUUUGUGCUGACUACAACACCUCAUUAUGCUUUGGCUUACCAUGUAGAAGAUUUUUACCAAUUUAAUAUGAUCACAUUUUGAAGGAGGAAAAGGGCUUUUUAACAAUUUUGCAUAAGUGGCUUCAAAGUGUCAAAAUAAAAUCUUGGAGAAAAGCCUUUCCUAGGCCCAAUCAUGAUUUGAUUUCAAUGUGUUUUGCUUGCGGGUGACUGCAGAAUUGGGCCCACAGAAUUUUCUGCUCUUUGUGUCACAUCUAACUUUUUCUUGCUCUGACUAAAGCUGUUAGAAUAACAGUGAAAAAAGAACUCUGCAUAUUAAAAUUAUUCUAUGCAGUAAGUGUAUUGGGUUGGGUUAGGUUUUUUUAUAGGCAUCAGAUGUUUUUGUGUACAACAGCUUCUUCUUAAGCUCUAAUAAACAUAUUAAAUUUAGAGGUGAUUUCCUUGUGCUGAAG